CCCCGAUCAUCAGCGGGAAACCAAAAUGGCGAACAUGCUGGGGGAAAAUGAACCGUUUGUUAUCUUCUGAAGAAAGAACGACUCCCUCAAGUUUCCGCGAUUUACUUUUCAGAUAAAUUCAACUACAGAAGAAGCGGGAUAACCGCAGCCAUUACUAUUUUAGAUACUUUGUUGUACCAGUCAUUGGUAGAAGCAGAGGUGACCGAAUGAGAGACUCAGGGGUUGUGGAUCACCUGUCUGUCCAUCACAGAGCUGUCCCCCAGCGGCAGCAGCAGGCUGUGUCCUUGUCCCCCACCAGCCUUUCUGCUCAGGGAGAGUAUGGAGAGGACGGCAUGUCUGACAGGUUCACAGAGGGACAGGACGUCUUGGCCCGGUGGUCAGAUGGCUUGUUCUACUUGGGGACAAUCACCAAGAUAAAUCGGGACAAGCAGCGAUGCUUUGUGGUUUUUGAGGAUCGGUCAAAGUCUUGGGUUCUGUGGAAAGAUAUUCAGACAGGGGAUGAAGACGAUGCGGAUGAUGAGGAGGAUGACAUUGUGUGCUCAAUAUGUCAGGAUGAAACUUCAGAUGAACCCAAUGAAAUUGUCAUUUGUGACAAGUGUGGUCAAGGCUACCAUCAGCUGUGCCACUCCCCCAUCAUCGAUGCCUCUGUCAUUGACUCGGAUGACAAGUGGCUCUGCUCCGAGUGUGAGCUCACGUCUUUACCUAAGAGGGGGGGUGCACACAUGAGGGCAGCGUCUGCUCCAGGUUUUCUGCAGCAGGAGCAGCAUGUGGGGCUACACCUGUCCCUCCCGUACGCUCUGGAGGAGCUGGUUUGGGACCAGGGCCACAAGACUAACAUCCAGCAGUGCUACUGCUACUGUGGAGAUCCAGGAGAUUGGUACCUGAAGAUGCUGCAGUGUAACGGGUGUCAGCAGUGGUUCCAUGAUGCGUGUCUCCAUUGCUUACAGAUGCCUAUGCUCUAUGGAGAUAGGUUUUAUUUGUUUAUUUGUUCCGUUUGCAAUGGUGGACCAGAGUACCUCAGCCGUUUGCCUCUCAGAUGGGAGGAUGUCACACACCUGAGCCUGUACAACUUGAGCGUGAUCCACAAGAAGAAGUACUUUGACUCUGAGAUGCACCUGAUGAGUUACAUCAAUGAUAACUGGGAGCAGCUGCAGCUGGGGGAGCUCGCCAACACUCCCAGAUCAGAGCGAUAUGAAAGUGUUCUGGAGGCAUUAAACAACAACAGAAACAUGUUCAUGUCUGGCAAGGAGGUAAAGAAAAAGAAGCACUUGUUUGGGCUGAGGAUUCGUUUCCCUCCUGUUCCCCCCAACUCUGAUGAGCCAGGCAGCAGAGUGAUGGAGAGGGCUUCACAUGAGAUCACCAUCAAGGGAUGCAAGUCCACCAAGGCCCUAUCUGGCAUGAGAGCUUGCAGUACUUUAGCCAAUGGCACAGAGAAAAAGAAGAAGAAGAGGAGAAAGGAAGGACCACAACGCAGUGAACUCUUACCCCAGGAAGUACAAAAGCCUCUACGACUCGAGCCCCACACAUUGGAUCACUUGACCUCUAUCAAGAGUGAGCAGUCUCUGCCGUCUUCCAGAACCUCAGAUGUGGAAUCCAUAGGAGCCCUGAGCACCACAGAAACUACCUCAACUAGCAUUUCAAGACAGUCCAGCCUCUGUAGCUCUAGCAAGAUGCGCUCGACCGCCUGCAUCAUGCCUGUUUCCGCCCCACCCUUAAAAAGGAAACGUGGGCGGCCACGACGAACCCUGCAGCCACCAAACUCAGAGAUCCCCCCUCCGAGCCAUGGAGACUCAAACCCCUCGCCUACGGAGAUGUUGAGCCCACUGCCAGGGCUUCACUCCACGAACAUAGUGCACGGCAUGGACCCCAACAGUCAGCUCUCCCACCUCAAGAGCUCCAUCAGCACCUAUUUUGGAGCAGCAGGGCGGCUGGCUUGCGGGGAAAAGUACAAAGUCCUGGCACGACGGGUCACCCUUGACGGAAAGGUGCAGUACCUAGUGGAGUGGGAAGGAGUCACCGCCUCCUAGACUUCUCAUUGUCAUCAUCACUUCUAACUUUUAACCAGCGCCUGCAGGAGGUUUAUGGCUGUGCUAAGGACACGUGUACACAGCCAGCAUUCAGAGCAUUAAUUGAUAUAUUUUGUUUAGUUUAGAAAGAAGAACGUUUUGCCUGUUGAGUUUACUGCAAAGCCGGCUGGUUCAGUGCACAACAUCCUCGAGUGUUUUGAUGAUUACAAUUCAAUGAUCAAGUUGUCGUUAUACCACACCAUACGUGUGUUGUUGUUCUUUAACUCUUAUUUGCUUUUGAAUGUUUACAGCAACCCCCAUCAGUUCAGGGGGAAAUAAUUGAUCAGUGCACUGCACCUGUGGGCUUUCAGUGAAUUGUUCAUUGUUCUUCAUUUUUAAUCCAGUGAUAUGCUUUUCAUUUCCAUACCAGUUAAGUAUCAACUGAACGUUUCUUGACAGAAUGUAGUUGGUCAGGCAUUUAAUGGUAAAUCUUGGAGGAUAAGAAAGAGGGGACACUUUGUUCUAAGAUUUUUCAUUGUUUUCACUACUGCAAUCAAUGAACAAUUGCAUAAAUGUGGUUAACAUUUAUUUUCUUAUCUAUUUGGUAAAUAAAUAUGUGUCCCUUUUACAGCAGCGUCCCCUCCUCUAGUUGCAGCUACGAGUCCCUCUUGUUGCCUCGGGCAGACGUAUCCUUCAGUUGUGUUUCAGAGGGUGCUCGUUAGUGAGCAGUUCAGGAGAAACAAGAGAUGUGCUGCUCCAAAUGUUUAAUUUUAUAUAGAAUUAUACUACAUUUAUUAUCUUUUCCACUUGUAUUUUUGCAUGUCUUUUUUUCUGUUCAGCAUUUUCUUCUUUGAAUUAGGGAUUGCACAUAUCAAAUUAUAUCUGUUAGACCGUCUUCUCAUUUUGAACGGAAUUUUAGUUUUUCAGCUCCUGCAAUGCAUCAUUUUCACCCAUAGAAAAGUUAUUUAAAAUCUUUUUUUAUGUUGGUCAAAUCUCCCAGUUUAAAUUUAAAUGUGAGAUUCUGAAAAAUAACAUUUUCAAAUGAAGUGUAAUUGCAGUUUUAUAAAUGUUUAGAAGCCCAAAUCCAAGCGGGUUUGGAGUAAAUCCAUUUUGUUUUCAUAAGAUUUCUUUGAAAAGCUGCGCCGCCUUAGUCUAAAUGCAUAACCUUUUAUAACAUUUAGAUUUGAAAUUUAUUAAUGUGAAUGUUGACUGAAAUAUUUAAGAACCUAGUUAGUUUUUACUUUCUCCUUCGUUAUUAAAAUAAAGUUCUGCAUAAGAUGAAUGUUGUUCUCAUACGUAGGUUCAGAAUGUUUUCUGCUCGUUUGUGCUGCCUAUGCAAGUUAGUCCUGGAUAAACGUAUCGGACCAUACAGCUUGACAAAGGGGAGCUUCAGCAUUAUUAUUGUGAUGACUUGACUCAGUCAUUAAACUGUUUGUGUGACAGGUGCAAAAAUACACUUGGAUUUUUGUAAUUUUUUUACAGUCCAGUUAAUCUCUACGUCUACACACUCAGGAUGCCCAAAAACGUCACUGUAUUGCAUAACCCUGCAUUUGCAGCUUGACAGGAGGUUUAGAUGUAAGUUUAUUUACUCCGUGUUGUUUGUCAGUAUUUUUAUAUCUGGUCCUCAUUCGGUCACAUUACUUUGGACCAUAUGUAUGUAACUAUUUUUUUUUUUAUAUGAGCAAAAUAAUUUGUCAAUUUUUACUGUCAGAAAACAAUCACUGGAAAACUAAUAUGCUGUAUGUCAUUGCAUGAGGUAAAUAUUCAGUUAGUUCGGCUGUCUUUUUUGAGACGUUUCUAUUUUUUGUUAAAAUGGACAGAGCUUUUUGACAUUGAUAGGCUCUUUAUUGUACAGAUGUAGUCAGUGCAUGUGAAGCUUCUCCUCUGUUCAGCCAGUGUCUCAGCCAUAGACUGUGUAAAGAAGUUGUAAUAUAUACGGUCUAUGGUCUAAGCCUACAUGUUGCUUCCACUGGCUUCCAGCAGGCUUCUGUAGCCAAAGAACAAACAUGUAACGUCCGCUUUGUCUGUUGAGAUUCUUCUUAUUACAUUUUUAUACAUGAUUAUAUAGGUUGACGUGUUACUUCUGAACCUGUUUAGUUAAAGGAUAAAUAAAAGUUGAUAUUUUGAA
This is a messenger RNA of Cottoperca gobio, 4134 nucleotides long. It is a transcript of the gene mtf2, whose product is annotated as metal response element binding transcription factor 2. The record is from RefSeq and is a predicted model, not a curated record. The transcript is spliced from 15 exons. Gene Ontology annotation, biological process: negative regulation of gene expression, epigenetic. Lineage: Eukaryota; Metazoa; Chordata; Actinopteri; Perciformes; Bovichtidae. The coding region runs from base 207 to 2027 and encodes 606 amino acids. Gene Ontology annotation, molecular function: DNA binding; chromatin binding. Gene Ontology annotation, cellular component: nucleus.